This is a messenger RNA of Alternaria novae-zelandiae, 468 nucleotides long. It is a transcript of the gene GRX5, whose product is annotated as monothiol glutaredoxin grx5. The record is from RefSeq and is a predicted model, not a curated record. The transcript has 3 exons. The coding region runs from base 1 to 468 and encodes 155 amino acids. NCBI's taxonomy places the organism in Eukaryota, Fungi, Ascomycota, Dothideomycetes, Pleosporales, Pleosporaceae.
AUGAUGUUUGCAAGACGCGCAAUUCCCUCGGCCUUCCGAGCCGCCACCCGCGCCAGCGCAGCUCGACCCAUCCCCUCGGCACGAUUCCUCACACCGUUCCAAGCACGAUUACUCUCCGAUGAAGUCCGGUCUGCCAUCGACAAGGCUGUCGCAUCAUCGCCUGUUGUUCUGUUCAUGAAGGGUACACCAGAGACACCACAAUGCGGGUUCUCGAGAGCCAGCAUACAGAUUUUGGGCAUGCAAGGUGUAGAUCCGGAGAAGUUUACAGCCUUCAACGUGCUGGAAGACCAGGAUCUGAGGCAAGGUAUCAAAGAAUACUCCGAGUGGCCAACCAUACCGCAACUAUACGUCGACAAGGAGUUUGUCGGUGGCUGUGACAUCCUGAUGUCGAUGCAUCAAGAUGGAUCGCUUGCAAAGAUGUUGGAAGAGAAGGGUGUAGUUGUGCCAGCCGAGGGACAGGCACCGUAA